Messenger RNA from Parascedosporium putredinis, 681 nucleotides. Lineage: Eukaryota; Fungi; Ascomycota; Sordariomycetes; Microascales; Microascaceae. The record is from the annotation of a GenBank genome assembly.
AUGCAGAUACCAGACAACAUGCCGAACCUUCAUUCCCAACGAAACUCGAACCUGGUCGACAUUGUUGACUCGCUCCGACGCCAAGGGAUAGGUCACUACAUCAAUUUACCACAAAUCAUCGUAUGCGGCGAUCAAUCCUCGGGCAAGAGCUCAGCGCUCGAAGCCAUCUCCGGAGUAGCCUUCCCCGCCAAGGAUACCGUCUGCACGCGAUUUGCAACCGAGCUCGUGCUUCGACGAGCUCCGGCCGAAAGCAUCAACGUCACCAUCAUCCCCGGAGAAGGCCGCUCCCACGACGAAAGGGCCAAGCUCGCAAGCUUCAAGCCCGCCAUAUCUUCCUCCCAGCUGGAAUUAGGAGACAUCAUCGAGGAGGCGAAGCAGCCGCACCUCACCAUCGUCGACCUCCCCGGCCUCUUCCGCGUCGGAAACCGCGAGCAGGCCGCGCAGGAUUCCGAGGUCGUCCGAUCGCUCGUCCUCUCGUACAUGAAGAGCGAGCGGGCCGUCAUCCUCGCCGUGGUGUCCGCCAAGAGCGAUUUCGCCUUGCAAGAGGUCACGCAUCUCGCGCGGCAGCUCGACCCGGACGGCGACCGAACGCUGGGCCUCAUCACCAAGCCGGAUACGUUGGACCCGGGGUCCGAGAGCGAGAUGUAUUACCUUCAGCUGGCGCAGAAUAAGGAUUUUUGA